Messenger RNA from Tetrahymena thermophila SB210, 198 nucleotides. RefSeq lists its product as hypothetical. NCBI's taxonomy places the organism in Eukaryota, Ciliophora, Oligohymenophorea, Hymenostomatida, Tetrahymenidae. The transcript has a single exon. The record is from RefSeq and is a predicted model, not a curated record.
AUGUACCCAUCUGCAAAGAAAAUAUUACAUGGAAUUUUUCGAAAUAAAGGGGGCGGUAUAGGAUUCGAACCCCCGAUAUCACUGCUAAGACCCUCCGACUCGCCCACUCGAGUCGCUUAGCCCUUCUUUAAAUUGGUGAUGAAGGCGCAUCAGGCUUAGGUUCUGCCUUAGCAAAUUGCAUUAAUCUCUCAAAUUUGA